Messenger RNA from Mytilus trossulus (common blue mussel), 2307 nucleotides. RefSeq lists its product as uncharacterized. The coding region runs from base 1 to 2307 and encodes 768 amino acids. Gene Ontology annotation, molecular function: aspartic-type endopeptidase activity. The record is from RefSeq and is a predicted model, not a curated record. Gene Ontology annotation, biological process: proteolysis. The transcript has a single exon. NCBI's taxonomy places the organism in Eukaryota, Metazoa, Mollusca, Bivalvia, Mytilida, Mytilidae.
AUGAGUUCUAAACUCAAAGCUAUUCGAGCUGGACAUCGUGGUGCAGUCACGAAAUUACUGAAGCGAGUGAGCGGAAAUGUCGAGGAGUUAUUGAAGGAAUACGAUGUCAAUGAAAUUAUUUCAAUCAGGGAAAUGAUACGGAAGAAGGAAACAGUUAUCUCGGAACUCAACGACAAAAUUGUGGAAGAAAUUUCGGAAGAGGAUAUUCAAGAAGAGAUAGAAGAAGCCGACAGGUAUGAAUUUGAUAUUCAAAUUACUUUAACAAAAUUAUCAAAAGUAAUCCGGGAAGCAGAUAACACAACAGAAUUUACACUUUCAAACAACCAAAUAAACCCGACUCCAGUAAGUUUCACGCCAGCAAAUAAUUCUUCAUCUACAUUUUCAAACUCCAGUAUGUACCAUAAAUUACCAAAGCUUACCCUACCCACGUUCGGAGGAAAUAUACUGGAAUGGCAGCCAUUUUGGGAUUCCUUUUGUGCAGCAGUUCAUGAAAAUUUGUCCUUAAACGACGUUCAGAAGUUUAACUAUUUAAGGUCUCAGUUGAACGGAGAAGCAAGCCAGUGCAUUUCAGGAUUACAAAUUACAAACACAAAUUACGCUCAAGCCCUAAAUGUAUUGAAACAGAGAUUCGGUCAACCUCACAAAAUUGUGAAUGCCUAUAUGCAAAGCCUUAUUAGUCUACCCAGUCCAUCCGCGAAUAUUAGAGAGUUAAAGAACUUUUACGACAGUAUGGAGAAUUACAUUCGAGGUCUUGAGGGAAUGGGACAAACACAUGAAUCGUACGGGAGCCUUCUAGUACCAAUUAUCUUAAAUAAAAUUCCCGGAAACAUCCGACAAAAUAUGGUACGCAUUCACGGAAAUGACAGAUGGAAUUUACAGUUGCUACGUGACGCAAUUCAGCAUGAAAUUACAAUCCAAGAAGCAGGUCAGUCAUUAAAUUGUUACGAAUCAGAAUCAGAAUAUACACCUACGUCGGCAUUUAUAGCGAGUACAAAUCGAAAUUAUGAUUCAAAAAAUAGAAAUUUAACCAGCAAACCCUGUAUUUAUUGUAACGACAUUCACGCUCCAACUGCAUGCAUGAAAGUUAAAAAUCUUGAUGACAGAAAGCGCACAAUUAAGGAGAAACAAUUAUGCUUUAAUUGUUUAGGAAGUCACAGAAUUGCACACUGCAAAUCCAAGAAAACCUGUAAAAAUUGCAGUAAACGACACCACACGAGUAUUUGCAACUUAAAUGAGCAGCAUACGCAAGACAAAGCAAAAACAGAAACGGAUAAUUGUAAAAUAGUAAAACCAGACAGCAAUCACACAGUAGCAUUAGCGACAUCAAUAAGAGCUCAAGUACUUUUAAAAACCGCAAUAUCUACAGUAUCGUCCAACGAAAACCAUUCAAGUCAAGCAAACAUCCUAUUUGACGAAGGUGCACAGCGCAGUUUUAUUACCAAGGAUAUGGCAGAUAAAUUAAACUUGAAACCAGUGAGAAAUGAAGUUAUAACAGUUUCCGGAUUCGGUGAAACAAAUACGAAGGUAAGACAUCUUCAAGUGGCUACUGUUUAUUUACGAGCCGAGACUAAAGAAUUAAUACCAAUUAAUGUACUUAUCGUUCCAAAGAUUGCUCACCCUAUACAAACAUACUCAAGAAAUCAGUCACAUUUUCCGUACUUAAAAGGAUUCAAAUUAGCACACCCGGUAUCACGUGACGAAGACUUUGAAGUUUCUAUCUUAAUCGGGGCUGAUUACUUUUGGGAUAUUGUAGAGGACAAAGUCAUUCGGGGACCUGGACCAACCGCAGUGAAAUCAAAAGUCGGGUACCUUUUAUCUGGACCUAUAUAUCAGAAUUCACAAAAUAACACUCCGUCAUCUUCAUCCAUCUUGAAUAUUUUAACUCCACACAGGCAUGAAGAAUGUGAAAUACACAAGUUUUGGGAAAUUGAGUCCAGUGGAACAGAAGACAACUUUGAAAUAACCAAAAAAUCUGCACAAGACGAAAUGAUCAGUUACCAAGAAUCUAGUAUCUAUCUCGAAGGGAACAAGUAUAUUGCAAAAUUCCCAUGGAAACCUGAACACCCAGAGUUGCCUAGCAACGAAAUGAUAGCCCGGAAAAGAACUUUUAGUGUUAUUAAUCGUCUCGCCAAAGAACCCGAAUUGUUAAAACUGUAUGGAGAAAUCAUAAAUGAACAAGAAGAAAGAGGAUUUAUUGAGAAAAUUAAGACAUCGGAAAACAAUACUACAAGCCGUAUCCAUUACAUACCACACCACCCAGUGAAAAAAGAUUCGCUAACCACUCCUAUACGCAUAGUUUACGACUGA